AUGACUGAGGUCCACGAGUAUGUUCCUGGUUCUGAGAUGGAUCUAGUACCUGAAAUGAAAGGAUUUUGUUCCUCAAUUGUCUUUAUUCCUCGUUCAUUUGUUGAAGAAAAACCAAUUAUUGUGAAACUUUCUGCAAGUGAGAUGAAAAAUUUAGUUCUUAAUAAAGGUUUGAAGGAGGAAUCAGAUGGUGAAUUAGAUGAUAAUGAUACAAAAAAUGAUGAAAAAAUGGAUUGUGAAAUGACUGAUGGUGAAGUAAGUACGAAGAAGGGUGAUGUUGAUGCAGAAGAUGAAAAAACAGCUGAAAAAUAUAAAUUAGAUGAUUAUGACAAAGUUGAGGCACCACUUUUAAUUACAGGAGUAUCAAAAUUUAAAGAAGAUGACCCUUAUUUAACAAAUCCAGAAGAAGAGGAUCCCGAAGAUUUGGCAGAUCUUGAAGUUCGUGAAAAUGAAAACAUUGUUGCUUAUGUAAUAAAUGAUCUUGAUGAUUCUGAAGUAGUAUAUACUAAUUUUAAUCAUAUAACAUUUCAUAAUUAUGUUAGAACAAGUAAUUUUCUUCAUAAAUGUCCAUUGGUAAUUAAAUAUGUUCAUCCAGAAGCAAGUGAAAAAGAUGGACAUUUUACAUUAGUAGCAAUUGGAUUUUAUGAGCCAGUUAUAGAAUUAUGGGAUGUAAAUAUGAUUAAUUCUGCUGGACCAAUAAUAACAUUAGGAAAAGAAUUAAGUAAGAAACAAAGAAAAUCAAAAGAUAAUUACAACUCAACUCAUGUUGAUGCUGUUACAACUUUAUCAUGGAAUCAAAAUAUGCCACAUAUUUUGGCUUCAGGAUCUAUUGAUAAACGAGUUAUCUUGUGGGAUAUUACAAGUGAGAGUGUUGGAACUUUGUAUGAUUUCUUUAAAGAAGAAAUUCAAUUUGUUUUAUGGCAUCCUUUAGAAGUUAGUAUUUUAUUAGUAGCUACAGCAACAAAUAAUAUUUAUGCAAUCAACUGUUCAACUGAUAUGACAGGAGAGGAAGCUAUUAAUUUUACUAUUGAUGAGGAUAAUACAUUAGAAUCAUUAGAUUGGGAUAGACAAAAUCCAUUUAUUUUUUAUGCAUCUUCAACACAAGGUUUUAUUUAUACAUUUGACAGUAGAAAAAAAGGAAAAUAUCAAAGUGUUAUAAAGUCUCAUGAAGCAUCUACUAAUGUUGUAUUAUGCUCUAGGAAAAUAGGUGGAAUGGUUUUGUCAGCUGGUGAGGGAAAUGUGAUGAUAUGGAAAGCCAAUAAUGAUGGUGUUUUAACAAAAGUUUAUGAAGUUAAAUCACUUGUUGGAACUGUUUUUAGUGCUGAUUUUUGUCCUGAAAAUCCAAAUAUUGUUGUGUUUGCUGGAAAUGAAGGUGAACGUUUACAAUUCUGUGAUUUGUCUACUUUUAGCGAAAUUGUUGAAGCUUUUUCUUAA
Messenger RNA from Strongyloides ratti, 1431 nucleotides. RefSeq names its product Periodic tryptophan protein 1 homolog. The coding region runs from base 1 to 1431 and encodes 476 amino acids. The record is from RefSeq and is a predicted model, not a curated record. Gene Ontology annotation, biological process: rRNA processing. The transcript has a single exon. Gene Ontology annotation, molecular function: protein binding. Gene Ontology annotation, cellular component: nucleus. NCBI's taxonomy places the organism in Eukaryota, Metazoa, Nematoda, Chromadorea, Rhabditida, Strongyloididae.